This is a messenger RNA of Aspergillus tubingensis, 828 nucleotides long. RefSeq lists its product as uncharacterized. NCBI's taxonomy places the organism in Eukaryota, Fungi, Ascomycota, Eurotiomycetes, Eurotiales, Aspergillaceae. The transcript has 5 exons. The record is from RefSeq and is a predicted model, not a curated record. The coding region runs from base 1 to 828 and encodes 275 amino acids.
AUGGCAGCCGCGUCUGCAACCAUAGACAUGUCUCAGGUUCCUGCGGGGACACCUCCCGCCGGGGUGACUCCCAACCUAUAUGGCAAUCCUCCGUCAUUGCAAUCUACGAUCAUUGGAUUUGCCGCACUCUUCUACAUCCUGACCACCAUUGCUGUCUCCCUUCGCCUGUAUUCUGUUGCUCGGAGCCUACAGAAGAUUGCCGCAGACGAUGUUCUAUGCAUACUUGCCGUGAUCUGCACUUUCGCCUAUAUGGGUUUUCUGAUCCACUUGAGCUAUGCAGCUCGGCACAUGUGGGACGUGCCUUUAUCGUGGCUGUAUAGCGACCAAGAAUACUGGCGACUGCGCUUGGCGCAGAAUCUUUUCAACCCGCUCGCCUUUUUCUUUUCGCGGGCACCAGUAUUCGUGCUCUACCGCCGUCUGUUCGAUGCCCCACUUCACCGCAAUUUUUCCAAGGCAUGCUGGGCUGGUCUGAUUGCGGCAUUUUUGCUAUAUAUCCAUACCUUCAUUCUGACGGCAGUUGUCUGUGCCCCGCGCGCGGGCCACUCAUACCUUGAUAUGGACACCUUCCACCGCUGUUCAAAGGCGUUGCCGGACGCAAUUGUGCAGGGAGCAGGGAACAUUCUCCUAGAUGCCUAUGCACUGAUCCUGCCGCAGCCUAUAAUCUGGAAAUUGAAGUUAUCGCGGCAGAAAAGGCUGAACAUCGCCUUGGUAUUCGGUGUUGGUUGUAUAGCUCUACUAGCCAGCUGCAUUAGCAUGUACUACCGAGUCCAGCUGCACGUUGGGAGCGAUACUGACUGGAACGAAGGCGCAUACGAUGUUACCUCGUAA